AUGCUGAGUUACAUAAGAACAACUUACAAGAUCAAUCUUAAUACAGUUAGAAGUAUAUCUUCCAGCCGCAGCCCUUUACCAGGUUCCCGUUCACUACGACGUUCUUUGUUGCCUGGAAAGUCAUCGUAUCCUGAGAGUUACAACAAACCUUUAGCAUAUAAAGUGUCCAAAUUCCUAAAACUCAAACCUGUAACAUCAAUAACAACAUCAGAGGCUUAUGAUUUACCGAAAGUUAUUGACUUGCUUAAUCAAAAGGGGUAUCAGCCUGUUAAUUUAAUACCUGAUGAGAUUGUCACCUUUAAAUACUUCCACGAUGGCCACCAGGGAGAUGUAAUGAUAAUUCGACAAAAUGGUACUGUAGUGGCUUGGGGAUUAGAUGAGUCUUCACAGAUGGAAAAUAUUCUUCCACUGGUUGAUGAAGCCAGAAUAAAUCCUUUAAAAGAGAAGCAGUACGAGAGUGAAGAUCUUGACUAUGUUGAACUGGACACCACUGAGAGUUGGACACAAUUGCAUGAUAUCACAAAUAGAGGCGAAGCGAAUGAAAGCUUUGUCGAAGGUGAUCUAAUUGUAAUUAAUAGUAUUUCUGCUAACCAUGGUAUGUUAGAUAAAGCAGCACUUUCUGGCGGCCUUUCACGCAGUACGAGGCUGUCAGUGCUAGAAGCUGCUUUAGAAUCACAUAUUGCAAAGACUAAGAAGUUUACUGAGUUACUAUCCAGUGGAAAGAAAUUGAAUUUUACUGAAAAUCAUAUCUUAGAAAGCACAGGAAGGUUGUUUCUCAUAAGAGGAAAUCUUAAUCUUUACUCAGAACUAAUUGAAACGCCUGAUCUGUAUUGGAGUGAACCUGAUUUGGAAAAGCUGUACGAAAAGAUUUCCAGGAACCUGGAUAUUCAGCCCAGAAUCACCAUCCUCAACAAGAAGUUAGACUACGCUACCGAUGAAUCACGGGCACUACUGUCGGUGUUGAAUGAAAAGAAAAGCACAAAGCUGGAAUGGAUCAUCAUUUGGUUAAUCAGUGUAGAAGUGUGUUUUGAGCUAUUCCACUUCUAUGAAAAGUACAAAACUAUAACUGAAGAUGAAGCCAAACAAGAAUCAUACAUAUAG
Molecule: messenger RNA, 1101 nt
Organism: Eremothecium cymbalariae DBVPG#7215
Lineage: Eukaryota; Fungi; Ascomycota; Saccharomycetes; Saccharomycetales; Saccharomycetaceae
Gene: MRX10
Product: Mrx10p
Exons: 1
Coding region: 1-1101 (366 amino acids)
Biological process (GO): positive regulation of mitochondrial translation
Source: RefSeq, a predicted model, not a curated record